UUGAUCAUUAACGCACCGGCCCAACCGAACAGCGUCCCACCGGAAAUCUCCCGUUUAAUAAAAAUGAAAGUAAGCUUUUAGAAAUUAUUUUACUUUGAAUUCUAAUUUCUAUUAUAAAAUAUAAUAAAAUGAUGCUAUAAAUAACACAAAACACUUUGUUACCAUGUUUUUGAGACAUGUUCCCUUGUAAUACCGUGAUUUUUUUAAUGGAGCUACCUUGCAGUUUCAUGUAAAUACUGUGGUAUACAAUGAAGGUAAGGUGAUAAAGGCUCUUCUGGCUAAAUGUUGAUCAUUUGUGUUAUGUUGCCCUCUUUUAAUAAUCUACAGACCUCCCACCUAUAACACUUUGACCCAGAUUCACAGACAAGACUUCAGCAAACUCCAGACUAAAAUACAUGUUUGUGCCGUCUUAACUGAAAACAACUUACACUGAGUGAUCUUAAAAUAUUUCACUGUCAUUGUUUUGUGUCGUACUGCACACCAGUAGACUCCUGUUUUUAUCUGACACACAUUUAAACUAAAAACUACUUAAAUGUCAUCAUCAACUAAAACUUAUUCCUGACUUAAUCUCUGUCUGUAAAACCAGGUCAUGUCUUUUUAAACAUUAAAGGAGCUUAUGUUUGUUUUAAUGCAUUUAUUUAAAAAUGUGUAUAAUCAAUUAUCUGUAGUUUAAACUUCUAUUUAUUUUUCUUUUCUAAAUGUGAAUUGUUUGUGUAAAUAAUGUAAACUAACUCACCACUAGAGGACAAACACUCACACUGACUUUAAUGUUGAAUCAGUUUAGUGACAAACAUCAGAGGGAUUUGAUCUGUUAUUCUCUUAUUUCACCACAAAAUUCACUCAUAUUUAUGGCAGAGCAUUUUCACAAAGGUUUGGCUACUCGAGACUGUGACUUUCUGUAUGAGACUGACAUCUAGUGGACUUGUUUAUUAUAUGACUGACAGCUGUUUGCACACGUUUCAUAAACACAACCAGGAAAUGAUUUGAGUUCAGAGAAACUGAAACUGUUGGGCUGUUGUGUGUUUAGUUUUAUUGUUUGUAAGUAAAUACGGUGAAAUGGCAGAAGCGAGUAUUUCAGUGGUUCAGGAUCAGUUCAUCUGUUCAAUCUGUCUGGAUUUACUGAAGGAUCCAGUGACCAUUCCCUGUGGACACAGUUACUGUAUGAGCUGUAUUACAAACUGCUGGAAUCAAGAUGAUCAGAAGAGAAACUACAGCUGCCCUCAGUGCAGACAGACCUUCAAUACAAGACCUGAUUUAAAUAAAAACACCAUGCUGGCUGAAGUGGUGGAGAUGCUGAAGAAGACAAAACUACAAGCUACUCGUCCUGAUCACAGUUAUGCUGAAGCUGGAGAUGUGAAGUGUGACGUCUGUACUGAGAGAAAACACAAAGCUGUCAAGUCCUGUCUGGUGUGUCUGAACUCUUACUGUCAAACUCAUCUUGAACAACAUGAGAAUUUAUUCAAAGGCAAGAAACACAACCUGAUAGACGCCACUGGACGACUUCAGCAGAUGAUCUGCCCUCAACAUGAGAAACUUUUAGAGAUUUACUGUAAAACUGAUCAGCUCUGUAUAUGUUAUCUGUGUAUGGUGGGGAAACACAAAAAUCAUGAUACUAUACCAGCUAAAGAAGAGAGGACUGAGAAACAGAAAGAAGUGAAGGAGAAGCAGAGAAAAUACCAGCAGAGAAUCCAGGAGAGUCAGAAGAAGCUUCAGGAGCUGAGAGAUGCUGUGAAGACUCAUAAGCGCUCUGCACAGACAGCAGUGGACGACACUGAGAGGAUCUUUACUCAACUGAUCCGAUCCAUAGAGAGAAGACGAUCUGAGGUGACACAGCUGAUCAGAGAUCAGGAAAAGACUGCAGUGAGUGAAGCUGAAGGACUCUUGAAGCGACUGGAGCAGGAGAUUGAUGAUCUGAGGAGGAGAGACGCUGAGCUGGAGCAGCUUUCACACACAGAUGAUCACAUCCAUUUCCUCCAGAGUUUCCAGUCUCUCUCUGUUCCUCCUGGAUCUACAGACUCACUCAGCAUCACUGUCAGCUCUCUCAUCUCUUUUGAUGAUGUAGGAAAAUCUGUGUCUCAUCUGAGAGAGAAACUGGAGGAUUUCUGUAGAGAAGAGAUAGAGAAGAUAUUUGAUCAAAGUAAAGCACCUGAACCUAAGACCAGGGAGCAGUUCCUAAAAUAUUAUCAUCACUUCACUGCAGAUACAAACACAGCAAAUAAAUAUCUCUGUCUGUCUGAGGGGAACAGAGUGAUUAUUUUCACUAAAAGAGUCCAGCAGUAUCCUCAUCAUUCAGACAGAUUUGAUCGUUGUCGUCAGGUGUUGUGUAGUGAGAGUUUGAGUGGACGCUGUUACUGGGAGGUUGAGUGGAGUGGUGAUGAUGUGUUUAUCUCAGUGUCAUAUAAGAGCAUCAGCAGGAAGGGAGUAGGUGAUGAGUGUUUGUUUGGAUAUAAUGAUCAGUCCUGGAGUUUGUGCUGCUAUUACUCCAGAUGUUCAUUCUGGCACAAUAACAUUCAGACUAAACUCCCUGUAGUGCUCAGAUCUUCUAGAAUAGGAGUUUAUGUGGAUCACAGUUCAGGAUCUCUGUCCUUCUACAGCGUCUCUGACACAAUGACCCUCAUCCACAGAGUCAACACCACAUUCACUGAACCUCUCUAUCCUGGGUUUUAUGUUGAUUAUGGAUCAGUGAAACUGUGUGAUCUAACAAUAUAGAUGAUACAGAGAGUCUACAAAUAAUUUUGUCAUAUUAGAAGUCUGAACAUGUUGAAUCAACACAAACAAAUAAUAAGUCUUUUAUUUAUUAAUUAGUAAUUUUAAAUAACUGAUUGUAAUGUUAUAUUUUAAUAAUUUGUAUUUUGUGGGUGGUAAUGCUGCAGUGGAUAAGUCACACGCCUUUGGUGUGAGAGACCCGGGUUUGAAUCCACUGUGACACACCAUUGUGUCCCUGAGUAAGACCCUUAACCCCUAGUUGCUCCAGAGGCGUGCAACCUCUGACAUAUAUAGCAAUUGAAGUCGCUUUGCAUAAAAGCGUCAGCUAAAUAGAGACAGAGCGCUGUUAUGCAAAUUUGAAAACCACGCCCACCAGACAGCUUAUAAAAACCUAUUUCUGUUUUUUUUUGGCUGUUAGCUGUACAUAUUGUCACACAGCAGCUUUUAGGCUUUUUGGUUUUUUGUUAUACGCCAGAAAUGAAAAGGAGGCAGCAUCUCGCAAUAAGUCUAUGGAGACGGUUGGAUUGUUUUCCCCCCAGUGGGCGUGGUUUUCAGGUUAUGUCGCGCCACGUUCUGUCUCUAUGAAUAAGUAAUAAGAGUUAGGGUUAAACAAUAUUGAUUAUGCUAUUCAAGAUGUACAUUUUCACUUUAAUGCGGAUGAUACUGUCAUGUAUUGUGGUGCACCUUCGAAACAGCAAGACUUGCUUUAGAUUCAAGCGGCUUUUGAUGUUAUUCAGUCUCGGUUUCAUACAUUAAAACUUGUCCUGAAUGCAGAUAAAACUAAAUUUAUGUUAAUUUCAGGCUAAAAAAAAGAUCAAAGACAAUUUUAUUCCUGUCCAGACGUCACAGGGCAAUGUGAUUGAGUUGGUAAAAGAAUAUAAAUAUCUUGGCAUUAUUAUUGAUGAUAAAUUAUCUUUUGCGUCUCACAUAAAUAACUUUAAGAAAAAAUUGAAGAUGAAGCUUUGAUUUUAUUGUAGAAACAGGUUUUGUUUUUUGUUUAAUGUAAGAAAGAGGUUAGUUUCUGUACUUGAUUAUGGUGAUGUGGUGUAUUAGUUUGCUUCUUCUCAACUCCUUUCUUUGGAUGCUGUUUAUCACAGCGCUUUAAGAUUUAUAUCAGAUUGUAAGCCUUAAGUCAUCAUUGUAAUAUAGAGUAGCCUGGCCAUCUAAGGAAAAUUAAUUUUUACUUGAUUAUUUAUAAAACUAUUUUGGGGUUGUUGCCUUUGUUUUUAGGUUGUCUCAUAAAUAAAAAGU
Molecule: messenger RNA, 3957 nt
Organism: Paramisgurnus dabryanus
Lineage: Eukaryota; Metazoa; Chordata; Actinopteri; Cypriniformes; Cobitidae
Product: tripartite motif-containing protein 16-like
Molecular function (GO): protein binding; zinc ion binding
Source: RefSeq, a predicted model, not a curated record